CCCGUCUCGCGGUUUUGGUGGACGAGGUGUCUGGAGCGCAGCCGAUCCCCCACCCGCCUGCUCAUCGCCACCGCCGCCGGGACGCUUGCCGGAGCCGCCGCCGCGCCCAGACACCUCGUCCUCCUCCAGCGCAGCGCCUCCUCCUUUGUCACUCAAAUCCCGCCGGCGCGCGCCCAAACCGGCUGCUCGGUAUGUUCCGCCCGCCGAAUGCUUUCGGGGCGCCUCCUCGUCCUCCGCAGCCUCCCCCGUGGCAGUGGCAGCAGCCGCCCCAGCCUCCGCCUGCCGUUUCCUUCUGGCAGCGCGACAAUGUGCGGGACCAUGUGAGGAAGCUGCAAGAGACCAUCGAGGUUUCGACUGCACUGAUAAAUGAGCUCGAGGAAAUCGCAGCGACCAGAAAUCUCAGUGAUGCUGCUGCACAGGAAUCUGAUUCGUCUUCGGCGAACCUGCCGUCAGGGUCUGCUGAUUCUUCGGAAGACAAGCCCCUCCGUUUCGUUGAGCUUGCUAGAUCUAUGGGGGUUAGUCAGGAUACUCAUGAGUCGAUGGCAACAGAUGCAGCUAAUUACCUUUGCCAUCAACUUCAGCAUCUUCUCGCACCUAUUGCUUCUGCAAUUAAUCAAAGCGGUCCUUGGGAGGAAAGAUCGGCAAUGGCUAGGUUAACUCAGAAGCUGCAGAAAGCCAAGAGAAAUAAGCGAUGGAGGAAGAGGAAAAGAAAGCAUGUCGCAGAGCUUUUUCAGAAGGAGCGUGCUGAUUAUGACAGAAUUGACCAGGAAGCUGAUGAAUGGAGGGCCAAGCAAAUAGCCAAGGAUAUUGCGAAACGAAAGGUGGAAAGCAUGAAGCAGAUUGCUAGAAAGAAAGCAAAUGAGGAAAGAAAGCGCCUAGAAUCUGAGCUCGAGCUUGCCCUAAUGGUUGAGAAACUUCAGGAGCUUCGUUCUAUAAGAGUUCAAAAAAUGAAGAAACAAGGUCAUUUUCUCCCUGAAGAGGAUGAUAAAUACCUCGAGCGUGUUAAGGCUGCAGUUGAGGAAGAAGAGCGCCAAGCUGCAACUGCUGCUUGGACUGAUGCUGUUAAGGAUGCUAUUCUGACUGCUGAGGAGUCAAGGAAGGCUCCACAGAACGAAAAUCAUCAUGAAGAUGGUUCUGAGCAUUUGAAAAGUGGACCAACAGAAGACAAGAAUCUGGGAGAUGUAGGGAUAAGUGAGAAAAAUGACCAGGCAAGUCAGAAAACAGAACAUGAAGGUCAUAAAGUUGAGGGAAAAGGGCAUGGACAUCAUGACCCUGUAAGCAAUCUUCCUUUUGAGUUCUACCAUUAUUAUCAUGGAAGCAGCUACGAUAUGGGGACACUCAUUGAGGUCCGCAGAAUGUGGGAUUCUUUCAUCAGACCUGGAGGAAGCCGUAUACCUGGGCACUGGGUUCAACCACCCCCUCCAUCUGAUGAGGUAUGGGCAUCGUAUUUAGUGCAGCCCAAGUAAAUCGCCAUUGAGUUCUGCAAAUGGUCUUUUCUGCUUCAAAACCACUGGAAUCUUUCAAGGCUACUGCGAGUGACUCCCAGGAUCCGAGGACAAAGCAAUGCAUAGUUCUGGAAGAAACUAUGACAUGUUGCCAAGACAACUUAUAGAUCCCAAGUUAAACUCAUUGAAUGGUGACUCAAAGUACAAAUGAGAAGGUACCAAUAGCCAGCUGAUCUGUGUUUGACUCAGAUUCUAUGACAAAGUGGAAUGAAAAAGAAGCUGAAGGAAAGAGCAAAGACUGGCACUGGUGCUCAAGAGUAUACUAUAUUCAUGGAUUUAAGGUGCUGAAGGUAAAUUUGUAACAUACAAGGCAUGGUCUGCAUGAUCAUUUCUUUUGUUAGCUUCAAUCCUUCCAGCUGUUCAGGCACUCUACUAUUUUACUGGUGCCUCAAUCAUUGUCUGCUCAAUGAGUGCAAACUUCCAUAGCACUUUUGUUGGCACCAUGGUUCGUUUGAUCUCCAACAAAGUAGGUCCUUGACUUGUGUAUGUAAAGAAUGACACCCUUGCUCACUGGUGAUUUGACACCGUAGGUUCUCAAAUAGUAUAAUUUAGUGCAAUCUGUGUAGUCUGCUGAAAUGAUGAGAAAUUUUGAUAAAGGUGACUGGUUAAGGUAGAUCAUUGUAUUUUACCUAGCAAUAAUGAAUGGAGUUUUUAA
This is a messenger RNA of Panicum hallii, 2160 nucleotides long. RefSeq names its product U11/U12 small nuclear ribonucleoprotein 59 kDa protein. The record is from RefSeq and is a predicted model, not a curated record. The transcript has 10 exons. Bases 192 to 1466 code for a protein of 424 amino acids. NCBI's taxonomy places the organism in Eukaryota, Viridiplantae, Streptophyta, Magnoliopsida, Poales, Poaceae.